This is a messenger RNA of Wyeomyia smithii (pitcher-plant mosquito), 2018 nucleotides long. Its product is annotated as sphingomyelin phosphodiesterase 1-like. Gene Ontology annotation, biological process: ceramide biosynthetic process; sphingomyelin catabolic process. The transcript is spliced from 4 exons. Bases 45 to 1934 code for a protein of 629 amino acids. The record is from RefSeq and is a predicted model, not a curated record. Gene Ontology annotation, cellular component: lysosome. Lineage: Eukaryota; Metazoa; Arthropoda; Insecta; Diptera; Culicidae. Gene Ontology annotation, molecular function: acid sphingomyelin phosphodiesterase activity.
CUGAAUUCCCUCCACAUAUCUCACAGUCAUCGACAGUCGACAGGAUGAGGUUAGCAAUCGCCACGUGGUCGACUGUAUUGCUGGUGAUCACCGUUUCCGGAUACCAAGUGAAACCGAAAGGUUUCAAGCAAAUGGUUAGCUCAAUGGAGCAGCAAUACGAAGACAUUCGAAAGGAGUUCCAGAAAGACUUCCAGGCGUGGCAGCAAACGGGGGAGAAAACAGUUGGUUUACAGAAAUUGUUCGACGUCUGGAAGUUCUCGGAUGAAGAUCGUCGCAAAGAUUUGGAGCAUCUUCCACACGAAAGACAAACAACGAUGUGUGUUCUCUGUCGUUACAUUAUAUCGCAGUUGAUGCAACUACGUUUAGACGGAGCAUCGAGAGCGGAUCUGUUCGCUACAACAUACGAGGUGUGCACAACGCUUCAGAUUCAGGAAUCGGACGUUUGCUUUGGAUUGAUUAACAUAAAUAUAGAUUUUUUCCUGUACAUUUUCGACGAGCGACCGACUCUGGAUGCGGCUAGCGUGUGUGGAGUGAUAUUCCAGACUUCGUCGUGCGUUUUUGAUGAUCCUGAGUUUAUCGACUGGUCAGUUGUUGUUGACCCAAAUGGAGAACCAAUUACGGAAUCGAAACACUUUCCAAACGCGCGAAGUGAAAACGACAUCAAAAUAGUACAAGUUACUGAUUUUCAUUACGACUCCAAGUACGAAGCCGGUUACAAUGCUAACUGUAAGCGGCCGGCAUGCUGCCGCAAUGAUCAGGGCAUCCCAGAGGAUCCUGCAGACGCUGCUGGUUUUUGGGGCGACUACCGUGAUUGCGAUUCUCCGUGGGCCUCCAUCGAAGACACUAUCGAUCAUAUUGUAGAGAACCACCCAGAUGCAGCCUACAUUUACCACACGGGAGAUAUAGUGGAUCAUGGCGUAUGGGAAACGUCGUUUGGCCACAACAUUCGUACCAUGAACCGGUUGCACAACAAACUGUUGGAAGCUUUUCCGGAUACGCCCGUUUACAACGCCAUAGGCAACCAUGAGGCUCAUCCAAUGAAUGUCUUCGCACCGACCAUUGCGAAUCGUCCGGAGUUCUCGGUUGGAUGGUUGUACAGCUACUUGGCGGAUGUUUGGGGACACUGGCUGCCACGCUCGACUGCGAAUUCAAUCCGUCAGGGUGGAUUCUAUACGACACUAGUUCGACCGGGCUUACGAUUGGUUGCUGUCAACAAUCAGGAUUGUUACACGUACAACUGGUGGAUAAUAUGGAAUCCGGGUUAUCUUGCAACCCAACUCCAGUGGUUGCACGAUGUUUUACUGCUUGCAGAGCAGAACGGCGAGAAGGUACAUCUACUUGCUCACAUUCCGUACAGCUCGAGUGGUUCGACUUACUUUGUUUGUCAACGAGAGUUCCGACGGAUCGUCGAACGAUUCCACAAUACGAUAAGUGCGCAGUUUAAUGGUCAUACUCAUAGGGAUGAAUUUAAUGUGUUUUACUCGCGAGAAAACCCUCAACACGCCAUCAACGUUGCGUGGAAUGGCGGUAGCGCAACGGCUUUUAGCGACAUUAAUCUGAAUUACAUCGUAUAUUACGUAGAUCCUGAAACAUUCCAAGUUACCGACUACGAAUCCUACAUCUUCAACCUUACGGAAGCCAAUCUAUUCCCGGAUCGACGGCCGACUUGGUUCAAACAGUACUCGUUUGCCGAUGCGUUCGGAAUGCACAACCUAAGUCCAGCGGAAGCUGAUAAGAUGGUGAAACGACUCGGCACACCGGCCGGACGACUCGAGCUGCGAAUGUACUGGGAGUUCAAGGUCAAAUGGGGAGAUCCUUCUCUGGGUGCCGGUUGCGAUGACGACUGUCUACUUAAUCAUCUGUGCGAAAUUGUCGUUACCGAACUGAACGAUGAUGUGAAAUGUGACGAGCUGAGAGAAACGUUUUUCGAUUGAUGGAAAAUGAGUGAAAAAACAAACAAUCGGGAUUUGAAUAUAUGUUGAUGAUUUACAAAUGACUUCUAAGAAGUCAAACACUUU